GAAAUCUUUGAUUUUAUUAACGUCGACCAUCGACCAGAUAGACGACGUUCAGACCAGAGGAAAAAUGUACUGUUCAUUUAUUCGAUAAUAGAUGGCUUUUGAUUCUAUCUAAUCAGCAGAUUGGCACUAUUGGCAACAUUGAACAUGAACACGAUCACACAUGACGUGACGGCAUGACGGCAUACAAAUACAUAUUAGAGCGCAUAUCUGUGUGAUUUUUACACAUAAUAUCAUACAAUUUUACAUUUAUUUCGUUUGUAUUGCUAGAUACUCGCAAAAAAUUACUACCAAAUUGGUAAACUCUCCAAUCAUAUGUACCAAAUAGGAAUAGAUGCAACUAAACUCUGUAAGGAUGAAUUUAAUGUCAUUAAUCAUGGUGAUUUUCAUGUGAACAAUAUGUUAUUCAGAUAUGACAAUGAUGGCAAACCUAUUGAUCAUAUUUUUGUAGACUUCCAACUGUGCGUUUACACAAUACCGGUACAUGAUUUGAUAUAUUUUCUCAAUACAAGUCCUUCUUUGGAUAUCAUGGAAAACAAAAAAAUUAUUCCAUUGAACGAAUACCUUGACACCUUAUCAGUGACUAUGAAACAAUUGAAUUGCAAAACACAGACGCCCACCAUGGAAGAACUAAAGGUUACCACAAAGCGAAAAGCUAGCUAUGAAAUGAUAGUAUUCUUCGUCAUUUUACCGCUUUUGCUAUGCUCUAAGGCUAAGGCGAAAGAUUUGGAUGAGUUAAGCUCUGAUGGAAAUCCAGGUGUCAAAAGCGAGAAUUUUAUAAAGUUAAUGAUAAAAAGACUGCCACUGUAUGACGAAUGGGGUUUAUUGGAUCUCUAA
This is a messenger RNA of Trachymyrmex cornetzi, 834 nucleotides long. RefSeq lists its product as uncharacterized. Lineage: Eukaryota; Metazoa; Arthropoda; Insecta; Hymenoptera; Formicidae. Bases 313 to 834 code for a protein of 173 amino acids. The record is from RefSeq and is a predicted model, not a curated record. The transcript has 2 exons.